Molecule: messenger RNA, 1048 nt
Organism: Helianthus annuus (common sunflower)
Lineage: Eukaryota; Viridiplantae; Streptophyta; Magnoliopsida; Asterales; Asteraceae
Product: probable ubiquitin-conjugating enzyme E2 25
Exons: 6
Coding region: 22-801 (259 amino acids)
Molecular function (GO): ubiquitin conjugating enzyme activity
Source: RefSeq, a predicted model, not a curated record
ACAGAAGCUUGGGCUGAAAGGAUGCGCGAAGAGUGGAGGAUUCUCGAAGAAAGCUUGCCCGAGACAAUAUUUGUGAGGGCUUAUGAAUCGAGGAUGGAUCUUUUAAGAGCUGCAAUUAUUGGAGCAAAGGGGACUCCGUAUCAGGAUGGUCUCUUCUUCUUUGAUGUGUAUUUUCCACCCGCGUAUCCUGUUCAGCCGCCUCUUGUGCGCUAUCACUCUGGUGGUCUUGCUAUCAACCCACAUCUGUUCGAGUGUGGUGAAGUUCGCUUGAACCUGUUCAGAUCAUACAACUACAAGAGUUGGACACUCUGGCCGUCUUCCGAUACAAACAUGCUCGACUUUCUGGUCUCCAUACAGGAGCAGGUUUUGAACGCACAUCCUUUGUUCCACCAACCUGGAUUUGUAGAUUCUAGCCCCUCUGUGGUCGCAGAAUACUUUCCGUUACUAUACAAUGAGGCCAUCCAGCUAAAAUCUUUUGAAACAAUGACGUAUGUCAUUAAGAAUCCACCCAAGAAUUUUGAGGUCUUUGUACUUGGGUAUUUUCGCGAUCGUGCGGUUGACAUUCUAAGGGCUACUAAUGCUUAUAGAGAGGGCCUGCAAGUCCCCGAUGGUGUGGAUAACAGGGAGAGCUUCAAGAUACGGGAUGACGUUGAUUCAAGCAUGAUCCGUCUUUUUGUUGCUUUGAUGUGUAUCAAAGCAACUGGAGCUUUCAAUUUCACUGCUAUCGGACCAUUCGUGGGUUUUGGAUCAUUUUUAGAGCGUUCGAUCGAGUCUGCUUCAACAUCACCUGUCCCAAUUUGAGUUCUUUCAAGCAGUUGUUCAGGCAGCGCUAGUGGAUCCUCUAAUAUCAUGUCUUAGUUAUAUUUUAAAAGUUUAUUUUGUUGCCUUCAAACUAGGAGGAGCUGCUCAAACAUCCUUUGAUCGGAUGGAACAUACUUGCUACAAGUAAAGUUGUUUUUGUCACUGCUUUGUGAACGCAAUAUUUUGUUAACUCGUCAAUACUUCUUUCAUUUAAAAAAUAUUGAUGAUGCACAACAUUGUACUUCCC